Nasonia vitripennis (jewel wasp) is the source of this 1503-nucleotide messenger RNA. RefSeq names its product HSPB1-associated protein 1 homolog (gene HSPBAP1). Gene Ontology annotation, molecular function: 2-oxoglutarate-dependent dioxygenase activity. The record is from RefSeq and is a predicted model, not a curated record. Bases 151 to 1380 code for a protein of 409 amino acids. The transcript is spliced from 5 exons. NCBI's taxonomy places the organism in Eukaryota, Metazoa, Arthropoda, Insecta, Hymenoptera, Pteromalidae.
GACGAUAGUAAGCGCGCGGAGUACACUAUUUUUUUCUUUACCUUCAUGUGAGAAUUAAAAAAAAUACAUUUUCCAUCCGCGAUAAAAAUUAUAAUUAUUGAAUUUCUUAAUUCAAUUCACAGUGAUUUUAUUAUAGUAAAUUAUUUGAUUAUGUCUUGCGAUAAAAAUCCAUCUGUAAAAUCAUUCCCGGAUCUUUUAUCAGAACUACAAGAGCCAGUAUUAUUCAAAAAUAUAUUAUGCACUACAGAAGGUUCUAAUAACUGGAAACUAAUUCACUGGAGUUUAGAAGAUUUUGCCAAUAAAAGUGGUAAUAUAAAAUUACCCUUCAGAGUUGGAAAGAAUAUAAGAACAGAUGAACCGCAAUGGGAAGUUGAAACUCCUAUUGAAUAUAAAACUAUGAAAGAAUUUUUAAAUAAUGUAACAGAAAACAGUAAUCCUGAGAAGUGGUUCUACUUUGAUUACAAACGUAUGAAUGAAUGGUUUAAGGACAUACCUGAAAUUGUAAAAUCAUUCGAUUGGCACCAGUUUGGUAUUGACUUAGAUGUAUCUGAUUCGACUAUAUGGAUUGGAAGUAAAGGAGCACAUACUAAUUGUCAUCAAGAUACGUAUGGUUGUAAUUUAGUUGCUCAAAUACAAGGAAGAAAACUGUGGUUGCUAUUUUCACCUGAAUGUGGUGAUUUAAUGCAACCUACUCGCAUACCUUAUGAAGAAUCAACAGUCUAUAGCAAAUACAAUUUUUUUGCUCCAAGCAAACAAGAAAUUGAAGCAAUAAAAAAUAUGCCUGGAAGUGUAAAAAUGGUUACACUUGAACCAAAAGACUUAUUAUUUAUUCCAAAAGGCUGGUGGCAUUAUGUUGAAUCUUUGGAUAUUAGUUUAAGUGUUAAUGUUUGGCUACCUUUAAAAGAAGAUUGUGAAUCUAGAUUAAAAGAAACUCUUGUGCAUUUAGUCAUGAAUACAAUAGGUGAUGGACUUCCCAAAGCAGAUGAUCAAUCAGAUUCUAAUGUAAUAGAAUCCAUCAAGUUUGUUGCAAAUUCUCUUCAAGAGUGUCAAAAACUGAAGAACAGUUCAGAACCUUCAGUGAAGCGACAAAAAUUGAAUUCAAAAGAUGAAAUUACAUUAGAAUGUCUCAAAAAGAAAUUCCCAAACAGUGUCACAUUAAUUUCAAACUUAACCAUAGCAAGUGUUAAUGAUUUUAUACAAAAAAAUAAUCUAGCUGAAGAAAGUUCAAGUACACAAGAAAGUGUUAAUAAAAGAGAUGAGCCGACAACCUUAAAUAUUCUUGAAGCAGUGGUCAAUUCAUUCUGUCACCCAAAAGUUUUAUCUAUGGUAUCAGAAAUUUUAACUCAUAAUUUAACAAGUGAAAAUAUGGAAAAAAGAUGAUUAACUAACAGAUAUUAUAGUAAAACUCUUUGUAUAAAUAAAAAAUGUUUGUAAGCUAUAUUGUAGAAUUAUAACCUCCACAAAAUAUUUUCUAAACAAAAUUAAUAAAAAAUGUAAAGGUUA